Messenger RNA from Tyto alba (common barn owl), 4958 nucleotides. RefSeq names its product cell death inducing DFFA like effector a (gene CIDEA). Gene Ontology annotation, biological process: lipid storage; apoptotic process; regulation of apoptotic process. The record is from RefSeq and is a predicted model, not a curated record. NCBI's taxonomy places the organism in Eukaryota, Metazoa, Chordata, Aves, Strigiformes, Tytonidae. Bases 83 to 739 code for a protein of 218 amino acids. The transcript has 5 exons. Gene Ontology annotation, cellular component: lipid droplet.
GAGGGGCCGCCCCGCCGCGGGGAGGAGCGCGGCCCGCAGCACUUAAGCGGCGCGGCCCCGCGGCUCCGCGGCCGGGCCGGCCAUGGAGGGGGCGCGGGAGUACGUGGGCUCGCUGGUGCGAUCUUUGGUAUCCAUGGGAGCAUCUGUGGGAACAGUAACAAAACAGACCCUGUUCCCUCCUCUCAUGCCUGCAGGGCGACCUUUCCGUGUGUCCAAUGCCUCCCGAAGCAGCCGGAAAGGAAUUGUUGCAAGCAGUCUGCAAGAGCUCAUCAGCAAGACUUUAGAUGCUUUCCUUAUAUCUGCUGGAAUAGUGACUCUAGUUUUGGAGGAAGAUGGCACGGUUGUGGACACAGAAGAGUUCUUCAAGUCCCUGGAUGAUAAUACACACUUCAUGGUUCUAGAAAAAGGACAGAAAUGGACACAAACAAGAAAUGGAGUUGCUGCUCUGAGACAGAAGAAGAAAAUGGGAGUAGCUAACAUCACAUUUGAUCUGUACAAGCUGAACCCUAAGGAUUUUAUUGGAUGCUUAAACAUCAAGGCAACUUUCUAUGAGAUCUACUCUGUCUCAUAUGACAUCAAAUGUAUGGGAGCAAAAAGUGUAUUGCGGAAGGUGCUUCAGCUAAUGUCCCAUGCAGCACAAAUAACUGGACAGUUUCUUCUCUAUACUGGAACAUAUAUGUUGCAGUUGAUGGGUGAAUAUGAUGAAGAUGGCACGUGUACAGGAUCAAGGCAGGAGUAGUGAGCACAGCUGCACUUCUGAUAUCGGAUCCUUUUGCUUAAAGACAUUUUCUUGCCCAGUUUUGAUUGUAAUGAUGUUAUAGUAGGGGGAUGUCCGCUGAUGUGAACUAACAUUUUUCCCAUUUGGGAAUGCUUGUAGGCCUUAGUCAUAAAACAAGUAUUUGGUGUUCACAGGCUCUUAACACAGCAAAAGGAUGGGUGGCUAAUGUCAGAGUUUGGCAAAAGAAGGGAGGGCAGAUUUUUUGCCCCAGCAACUCAAAAUGUAGUAUCCUAUAUACUCAAAAUAAGUAUACUUGGAAACUUACACACUUCAUAAACAGUGGAAUAUUUCUUGCACUGAUCAAAACAUAGUUUGGUUGGUUUUUUUCAUGGCUGUCUACUUGCCUUCUGAACAGACUGGGCUGUAAGGUGGGGGGCGGGAGGGAGGGCUCCUUUUGGGUUUUAAUCCUUAACAGUGCUGGUAUUAUUACCCAACUGGCAUUGAGGUACAAAAGGGUAAAGUGGACUUAUUUACUCCUGCUAAAAAUGGAACUGCAUGAUAUACAACUGAAUCCUGGUUCAGUGACUGGCUACACUCAUGAAGUCUAAUUGGAAAAAGUACAACUACUAAGCAGAACCUUAAGAUUUAGCCUUACUUCCCUUCAAACAAGUAAAACCAUUUAAUUAUAACUCUUGAUAUUUUUCUUCAAAUCUACAGAAAAUUCAGGUUAGUGUAGUUCAAACUAGUUGAAGAACCUGAUAUAUUUCUUUAAUGGGUCUGAUGUCUAGUUCUACCUGAAGUAUUGAAUCAUUUGCCAUAGUUUUAUGAAUAUGGCUUACAAGUAACCUGCUGAAGCUUCCUUUGGGGGUUAAACCAUCGCUUCUGUAGUUUUUAUUGUUCAGUUACAAGAUGACACUACAUCCCAAGUUGUGCUUGAGGUACAUGUAAGAAAUGCUGGAUUUUGAUGCCCCUGUGUUCAGGAGAGAGGAGCAGGACAUUGUCUAGUCUUGUGUAACGUACAUAUGCUCUAAACUGGAUAUUUGCUGGUUUACAGUUUCCCAAAACAAGCUGUAUUAAAGGGCAAAGUUUUUAAUCCUUAGGUAGAAUUGUCCAUAAUGUUUUCCACACUUCAGUGAACUGCUAGUAUGACCAGCUUCCAGCAAGCUUUUUCUCAACAGCAUAGAAAACUGGAAAAGGAGCAGUGUUAGGCAUCUUGUGUCAAAAUACAAAAUCCCAUUGCUGGAGGGAAAAAGCCCAGCUUUGUUUGAUCAUAGAUGUGGCUUUUGAGGUUUUCAUUUGCUUACUCAUGAAGUUAUAUUCUUGGUUAAGAUUGAAAGCUGUUAAGGAGACAGCAGAUACUGGUAGAUGCAUCUAACCUGACAGCAGGUGCCAGCUAGGAAGAGAAGCUCUGGUGACAGAAUGAAAAAGUGGGGCAGGGGAAGAAAGCAGUGGAAGCAAAAGGGAAGAGACCAGUGUGACCCCCACAGUGCUUGCCAUGCAUCUCCUGAGACAGGAAUCCAUUAACUAUGUGCAUCAACUGCUCUGAUCAGUUGGAGGAAAAUUUAAUCUGCUAGAAGAGGAUCAGGUGGACUGAAAAGACCAAGCAUUUUGGUUGGUGGGACCUAUUCUGACCUGUCAGCUGGGUCUGUUCACUUCACAUGUCACUAAUAUGUGGGAAAUUGCUUACACUUUUAUCUGCAAAUUUCACCUUCACGUCCAUAUUUUUACCUUCACUUUAUGGAAGUGAUUUAUCCAGCUGGAGCUGCACCUUUCAAAUCACUGUUGUCAUGAAAAGCAGCCUAAAUCUAGGUGUUAAAUGGACUGAUGGAUACAAGUUCAGUAGAUCUUCACCUGCCUCUUCAGUAAUGGUAUUACAAAUAAGUAGAUAGCUAAGAAAAACCUUGGGUUUUUUUCCCAAUUUCUACUGAGUGUUUGCUGGAGGAGGGGGUAGGGCACACUGUUCCAGGCAAGGGGAGGGCUGGUUCUUUCCUAAUUUCUCACAGGGAAGAAUGCCUGUAGGUCAGGUUUCCUUCAGAAUAAAACAAUAAACUACUCUGUGAGUAAUGAGAAAGAACUUAUAUUAAAAUGGAAGUUUUAUACUUCAUCCGUAGCAUUUUUGACACCACCCAUCCCCCCCACAAUGAUUGUUGCCAUGGUAACUGUUGGCCAAUGUCCUUCUAUCCCUAUCAAGGAAUUGCAUUUAACUGAUGCAGUGCAAAGACUUUAUCAUUAAUUCUUUCAGCUUUUAAGGAACAUUUAUUCUAUUAAAGCAAGCACAUCUCUUGAAAACAAACUCUGUGUAAUAUUCCUAAAAGUGUUUAUGUUGCUAAUAGUGAGAGCACCAACAGUGUAAGAAAAAAAAAAAAAAACAAAACAAAACCAAACCAAACCAAACCAACAACUUUCAUAGUUCAAUAUUGCUUUGUGUGAAUUGCAUCUUCAACAUCUGUAAUAAACGCUUUUGCAAGUCUCAAUCCUGCAGAUCUCAAAUUCCAGCCUUCUAUAGCCAAAGGCAAUUGUUAUAGAACUAACACUCUAUAGUUCCGAUGGCACUGAGAACCUACUGUGCUUCAAAAUGAUCAGGAUGAAUUUGCAGUGUUUUUAAGCAGCUGCUACUUUGACAGCUUAAAAUUUGAGCUGCUGAAGGUCAUGUGGGGUGCAAAGUCUCCAUCUCAGAGCAUGUCCAUGUAAUUCAAAAUGCAAAGUAACUAAUAUUUGAUAUUUUCUCAAAAUGGAAGAACUGUCUUGGAAGUUGUGUCUGAAAUUGUUUCACUGCUUCUGAAUCUGGAUUUUGCCACAGGCUUAGUAUUUGGGAGAUGAUAUUUGCUACUGUACCAACUUAUUUCCAGAGAUUUGUUUUGGCUUUAUGUCAAACUGGAGGAUUUUGUCAUUCUCCAAGUUGAAACCAGUUUGAUUUUUUAAAUUUUUUUUUUUUACAGACUGCUUAGGAGGCAUAGCUUUUAUUUCAGCUGUAUGUGUUAUACAACAAAGAACAACUUCAGCAUUAUCUGCCUUUCAGAAAAUUUCAUACACAAGUGGUGUAUAGUACCUAGUAAGAGAAAAACUAAAAGCACAGGCUCUUAACUGCAGGUAUUUAGAGAAGCAGCUAGCUUUUCUACUUGACAUUUUUAGCUUUAAUUUUCUUUCCAUAAACUCAGUUAAUCUGCAGUUGUUACUGUUGCAGUCAAGGCUGGUAUCAGUGUUGUGUCCAAGGUGUGAAACUUGUUUACUGCCUUCUUGCUUGCACUGGCCGUUUUUGCCUGUUGCUUUGCAUCACUUGCUAACAAUGUAGCAAGUCAUACUCUCUAGUUACCAAAAAAGGAAUUUUUUUGGAAGUACUCGAUCUUGUUGACUCAGGCACUGUUCAUGUUCUGCAGGCAAAACAAAGUUGCUCUCUUCAUGACUAGAAUGAAAAAUCUAGUCUCUCCUUUGUGUGUAUAAUUUAUCAUUACUCCAUUUCCUUCCUUUCAUAAACCCAUGAAGUUGUUGCUUUCUUACACCUUCCUAUUAUUUCAGGAAAAAAGGAUUACAAGAUCAUCUGUCCAGCGGAAGAGAAAAAGACAGAGUCUAAAUUCCUUAGACCAUUUGGAAUAUGCUCUAGGAAAUAUCCUGAAUCCCUUCCCUACAAAGAAGGGAAGGGAGGGGUAAAGAAAGGAAAACAGGAAUUUGAGCUAGAAGAUUUUCAGAUUUACAGUGAGUAGAGACAUAGGUGUUAACAAUUUAGGAAAUGUUGGUAAUUCUGAAUAGUAACUGUGAAGUUAACUACAUAUGAUCAUUUGUAACUGACUAGAAUAAGAACUCAAAAUCAUUUCAUCAUGCUUCCUUCUGAGAUAGCACUUGAGCUAAAGGCACAAGCUUCUUUAAUUAAAAACAAAAAAAGUUUAAAGACAAAGUAUAUUUUUGACUUGGUGCCUCAAGUUUUACUGGAUGUGUUAAUGUGAUUAACAUAACAUUUCAUUUAUGUAUUAGUAAGUAUCCUUGUGGAGUUUCAAGUUUCUCACUGCUUUCUCUACCUUGCCUUGUCGUAUAUGCAGUUAAGAAAUUUAUAAACAUGAGGAUUGUUAUUUUGCUAAGGGAAGAGGUAGCAUUUUACCACUUCACAAUUUUCAAGCUUGGUAGUUUAACUUGCUGUGAAAAUUGAGAUGGAUGAGAAUUGUGCGUCGGUGAUGGCAGUUUUUUCUGAUGUGUGGUGCCAAUUAUAAGGAACACUGUCCAUGAAUAAAUAAAACCAAAUAGUGGC